GAUCCUUUUAAUUGAACGAAGUAGCCUUGAAGACAUUAAAUUUUUUUGUUGAAAUAUUAUCAUGUUUAAAGAGACAAUUUUAAACAAUAUUGCCUUUUUAUCCUCCAGUUACUCGUUGCUAUGUGUAUUCGUGUUUUUGUAUUAGAGUUUUGAAAUGCCUGUUAUGUAUAAACAAGUUCCAAUGGCUGAAUGUGUAAAUUGCGGCUUAGGCAAUGAAGAUUUGAGGCAAGGUAUUAUGCCACCUGGACCUAUGUUUGCUGAUAUGAUUCUUCGAGGUAUGCAGGACUUGAAAUGUGUUGAUUUGAACACUCUACCUUCUCAAAAUGAAGAGAACAGUAGCACAAUGCUGUCACUUAAUCAAAGAGAUAAUGAAGAGCUAGCAUCUCCUGUUUUAAAUAAUUUAACUAAUACAACUGAAUCACCUGCAAAAGAAUCCUCUGAUGAGGAUUCUGUAAAUCAUAAAACCAUUGAAAAACAGACUAAACAAAUUGCUGCAGAAAAUACUCAAGUGCCUUCAAUGGAAAGUUCUGUAUAUUUUUUACCAAUAAAUUAUAAUAAAAGAAAUCCUUGGCGUAGAAUAAGUGGCUUUCAUACAGCUGGGAAUGAACUCAGAAGUGCUACUUAUCCUGCCCGGUCCAGUGUGAAGAAACUUCGCUUUGCACAAGCUAAAAAGCCCCUCAACUAUUUAUACUCUUACUUCUCCGUAGAAAUUUUGGACUGUGAUGAUCAAAGCAGUAUUACAAUUGGAGUCAGUAGAAAAGAUUAUCCAAGUAAGAUGGCUCCUGGGAAAGCAGCAGGUUCUAUUGGAUACUUUUCAGAUUCAGGCUCAAUAUAUGUCCGUGAUUCUGUUCACUUAGAUGGAAUUUCAUUUUCAAAAGGUGAUACCAUAGGUUGUGGCAUAAUUUAUCCACCCCAUUAUAAACGCUAUGCAGAUUUAUCAACAGAUGACAAUAGUGAUGGCAUGACUGAUGUGGUUUUAACUUCACUUUUAAAUAAGAAGUGUAUGGACUUUGUAAUCAAUGUUUUGAAUCUCAAUGUACAAAAGGAUGAAUCUUCAGCCUAUGAUGACAGUGCAUGUUCUGAUGACUUCAAAACAGGGAGUGAGGAAUCGGAUUAUUAUAAUGAAAAUUUUGUAGAAAGUCGAACACAAGUAGAGAUAUAUUUCACUUACAACCUGCAGGUGAUUGGAAAAGUGUUAUCUCAUAUUCCUAUUGGUGGUUUUUAUCCAACUGUGCACGUCUUCUCUUCUAGUGCAAUACUCAUGAAUGUUGACUUGAAUCCGCCUUCUUCUUAGCAUACUCUGAUUUGCUCCAUCCUGUUCAUUGUACAUAAUAAAUGCCGAUUUCUGUGGAAGGGAUGUUUUGACUAUGUAAUAGGGUAGUGUUUUAAGCUUUGAUUGAGUUAAAUGUAUAUUUUCUCUUGUGUUUAACUUAUUGUUUUUUAUUGUAUUAUUAUGUUAAGGAAUGCUUUUUUUUUUUUUUUUUUUUUUUUUCUUCUGUUAAGCUCUGCCAGUUCCUAAACUAUGGUAAUGAUGCAGUUUGUUAUUGAAAACAUUUAAACUGAUAAUCUUUAAUAUUUAGGAAGAGUAAAGCUUUGUGGUUGGGAGUGUAAUCAGAUAAUGUUUUUUUGUGCAUAUUUAUUUGUGUGUAAAUUUUGUUGCAUAUGAAUGAGUCCUGAAGCUUGUUGAUUAGUUAAAACAGAUUACAUCGUGAGUUUUUAUAACUCGCUUCUAACCUGCCAGAUAAAAAAAAAUGUGAUGCUGAAACUAGAAAUUUGUACAUAAUAAAAUAAAGCUGUUUUUAUUUCAUCUUGUUAUUCAAACAUGAAGAAAGUUAUCUUUUCUGACUUUCAAAUAUUACAGCAUAGAAUUUCAAAGGUAGUAUCAUACAUCAGUAUUGAAAAAUUUCUGAAAAUAGGCUAUUGCUUUAAUAAUGUAAUUAAUUUCUUUUGAUUAAUGCUAUAAUUUUUUUUAAGUCUAGUCUUUAUAAUCUGUUAUGAACUUAUAAUCCAAUUAUAUUUUAGAGCUUUUUUUUUAUUUAAAGAAAGGAUAUGAAGAAUUAACUCCAAACAAACCUUGUUUUUUCACCUUUUUAUUAUAUAAACAACAAUGAAACCUUAGAGCUUAAAUUUGAUAAAUAAAACUAUCAGCAAUAAUAUGUCUUACUUUUGUACCAUACUGCAGUAACAACUUUGCAGUAAUUCUACUGAUAAAUUCUAUAAAUAAAGCAUAUUUAGAAUCGAUGUUGAAAUGAUGCAGAAAUUGAAUGGAGAGAGUUCUUUUCCCUGCUUCCCCAAGAACUUUUUUACAAAAAUUGCAUAUUAUUGUGUUAAAUUAAUGCUGUGAGCUUUAAAUGUUUGUAUUGAAAUUUUAGCAAGGUUUACAAGGCUACACAUCUAUUCUGUUUUAAAUUGCAAAUCUAGUUUUCGUGGAAACAUGUUACUUUGAAUAUAUUAUAUAUUUUAUUUGACUUAAAUUUUUGGAAUUCUAGUUUUUAAUUUUCAUUAUUUUUACUAUGAACAGUUUGUGAUUAAAAUGCUUAUGAGGUAUUUCUUUUCUUUUCUUUUAAUUAAAUUUUUUAAAAAUUCUCUAUUAAAUUCAGUUCUAUUCCAGAAUUAACAAUUGCUUUGUAUUAUAAUUAUUUGUGUGGGAAAAUGCUGCUAAUUACAACAAAUUAUCAUCUUUGUUUUCUGCAAAAAAAAAUCAUAAAAAAUUGUUUAUUUUUCAAAAAUAAUUUACAUUUUUUGAUAUUCUGAAUGAAAAAUUCAGUAUGAGACAAUUACUUUAUAUUAAUUACCAUUCUUACAAAUGCUUUUAUAUUGAAAAAUCUGUGUGUAUGUAUAUAAUAUAUAUAUAUAUAUAUAUAUAUAUAUAUAUAUAUAUAUAUAUAUAUAUAUAUAUUCCCUCUUCUGAAUUCAGUAUCAUGGCUACAAAGUAUUUAGGUUGAUAUUUGUAAAGAAUUUAUACAAAAACAGAAUUGUGUUGCUAAUGCUACAGAGUUGGAUUUUUAUAUAAUAAUCAGCAAUUUUUUCUUCUUGAAUUGACAUAAAGCACAGCAAAGUGUAAUAUCUCAUUUAUAUUUCCUAAUUCUAUGCAUCAACUGCAUGGAAAUUCAAGUAACUGCUACUAUGUUGUUUUAGCUGGAAGUGAAAUAUAUUUACAGUUAACAUUGAGUCUGAAAACAUGCACUGUAGAUUCUCAUCUAUCUGCCCUCAAGUUGUGGCCAAACCAUAGUUAUAUAAAUGCUUUUUCUGCACCACCUCAAUUAUUUAAAACAUCCAUUUAAUUUUAAAUAUUUAUUUUCUAAGCUUUUAGUACAAGUUAAUAUAAUAAACACUAUUAUAGAAAACCUAAAAUCUUGAGUUUUUCACAGAAUGAAUAGAAAUGCUUUUUAAAAUUUUCAAGACAUUCAAAAGGUAACUGAAUUCUUACAAAAGUUUUUUAUUUUUGUCUUAAUAUGCGAUUGAUUUCAUUAAUGGUGAAACAUAUUGCCAUCCUAUAAAUAACUGAUGAAGUGGGGAAAUAUAUUGUUUCCUUGUUAUAAACUGAUGCUUGUGUCAUGUAGAGUAAUUGUUUCAGUCGGUUGCAGUGCCUUUUUGGAAUAAUAUAAUACAUUUUUAUUAUGAUUUUUUUAAUUAGGCUAGAUAGUUAAUAGUCUACUGUGCAUUCAUUGUUGUUGGGUAUUGAAUUGUCCAUAUAUUAGAUGUUACAUUAAUUUAUCGACACAUUUGUAUUAUUUUUUAAUGAUUUCAAAAUGCAUAUUUUUGUAAACACUUUUUAUUGUAGCCUGCUAUGUAUGUAUGCAAUCGUCUCGGACACUUUUACAACAACGCAAUUUUUUUUCAAGUACUUGUUUGCAAGUUUAUUGCGCUUACUAUGAAAUUUUUUGCACAAUAUAAAUUAAAUUAAUAAAAAUAAUUCUCAAAUUUGUGGUAUUUAAUAAUGAGCUGUAAAUGCUACUUCAUGUUCACAUGCCAUGCUUAUUUUAUACAUAUGUAUCUAGUUUAUUUUUUUCUAGUUAUGUAUGUGACAUCUUUUAAUUUUUUUCAUUGUUUUUGAAGCUAAGAUUGUAUUUUUAUUUGAUUGACAAUAUUGAAAAGAAAUCUUUUCACUCACUUUAUGAGAUUUUUUAAAGUUAUCAGCAAUACAUUAAGUAAUUUCAUUAAAUAUCCCAUGUGAAAAUUUGCCAUCUCAUAAAGUAAAGUAGCUUAAAAAGAUUUCUGGUACUCAUUGUACAGAAGUUCAGUACUUUGUACACUUAAAAAACAGGAAGUUAUCAGUUUUCUUUAUCUGUUAAUUUGAAUGUAUUAAAAGCCAAAGUGUAAUAAUUCCUAAAUAGGAAAAAAAAUGGUCCAAAUUUUUAAACUUUAUUUCUCUUGUAAAUGAAAGUUAGUAAAAUGUUCCAUUUGCUAGAAUGCAAGUUUUUAUUGCCAACAACAAGUUAAUUGAAAUAAAAUUUGGUAUUUAUUAUUGUGUGGUCUGUUCUGUUAUAUUUGUUCUGAUCUCUCUUUACUUAUUAUCAUGUAUCUUGCUGAAUUGAAAAUUCAAAAAAUUGUUUAUAUAUCUAAUAUAUAAAAAUCUCGUGUCGCAAUGUCUGUGUUCGUACUCCUCCGAAACGGCUCGACCGAUUUUCAUGAAAUUUUUUAUGUGCAUUUGGUAGGUAUGUCGUAAAGUAUAUUUCAUAACGCUAGCUAAUUAGGGUGUUCCUAUCCACGUUCACCGUACGCUGAGGAGAUCAACGCUUGCUUGAAAUCAUCGCCACUGUGACGUAAUGUUGAAACAGUCCAGCUAAAAAUAAACAGGCGCGUCCAAAUGCUACAAAAUCCGUCUGCUGACACAUUCUCGGACCAAUUGUUAGAUAUCGGCGAUGGAAAAGUUGCUGUCUAAUAAAAAACUGCAUGCAUAAAAUUGUCCACUAAUUUCUGCACUAUCGUUGAUUCGCAAAAUGUUCUCAUUGACCGCAUAUUUCCCGAUGUACGCACACAAUGCAUAAAUCAUGCGUGGCUGGCAGAAAGAGCCAUUUUGGCAGCAAAAAAUGUGGACGUCGAUGAUUUACACUUCAAGAUACAGCAGUCGUUGCCAAGCGACUUGGUAUCAUACAAAUUGAUCGAUACAGUUUGCGAUGCUAACGAAGCUGUAAAUUAUCCAACAGUUUUUGAACUCGCUGGAUUUGCCAGGCAUGCCACCAUACCUUCUACGACUGAAAGUUGGAUCUCCGGUUAUUUUACUUCGGAAUUUGAACCCACCAUGACACGCGAUUGAUCAUUAAAAAAGCGAUGGAAAACGUUAUCGAAGCCACCAUUUUGAAUGGUAAAUUCCGAGCACAAAAUGUUUUGCUGCCACGAAUUCCAAUGAUUCUCACAGACGUGGCACUCGAAUUCAAAUGCGUUCAAUUUCCUAUUAGAUUCGCAUUCGCAGUGACAAUCAACAAGUCGCAAGACCAAACAAUGUCUGUUUGCGGCUUAGAUUUGGGCACACCAUGUUUUUCACACGUGGCAUGUUCUCGCGUGGGCAACUAUCGAGCUUAUUUGUGUUGGCUAAAGACGGACUGAGAAAAAAUAUCGUGCACUCAAUUGCUCUUCGAAAUGAAUAUUGAUUUUCUUUAUUUCAUUUGUAUACUUUAGGACAAAAAUAUAUUACUUUUUUCACUUUACGUUUAACUUUUAAGAGUUCAAACAGUGUAUAUGUUCGUUAUGUUAAUGAAAUACAUUGUAUUGAAAAAAUGAA
Argiope bruennichi is the source of this 5725-nucleotide messenger RNA. RefSeq names its product SPRY domain-containing protein 3-like. The coding region runs from base 155 to 1294 and encodes 379 amino acids. Lineage: Eukaryota; Metazoa; Arthropoda; Arachnida; Araneae; Araneidae. The transcript has 7 exons. The record is from RefSeq and is a predicted model, not a curated record. Gene Ontology annotation, molecular function: protein binding.